CUAUGUAUCCGGGAAUGUAUCCUGGUAGUUGGCAGCCAGGUCAUUAUUACCCUGAUGCUUGGAUGGGAGGGCCAGGGAAUUAUAUGCACUCACCCAUACCGCCAAUACCGCAGGGAUAUGGGGCUACGCCACAGGUGGUGCCAGAAUGGGCUACAACUAAUGAAACGCCUUUGAGGCCUGAGGCAAGAGAAGGGGCACAGGGCGCUAGAAGAAAUAUAUCUCUGUCAAUGGGUGGCAAUAUUUUUGAAUGGACGGAAGAGGACAAAGUAGAGAUAAUAGAACUCCUGAAAGAGAGCAAAGAACAGCUGGCAGCUAUGCUCACAGAUAAAGCACGCGUUGACCAAGAAUUGAGGGAGCUGCAAGCUCAGUUUUACAAAAUGCAGUGUUCCCUCGAGAGUAAGUUACAGCAGCAGAUACACCAGGCACGGGAGAUGAUAGAACAGUUAGAGACAGACAGACAGAUAGCCAUUGCAGAGAUGAAGCAGCAAGUUCAUGAAGAGAAUGAGAGAAAAGAUGGAGAAAUCUUAAGAUUAAGGUCACAGGCACAUUCACUCGGUCAGGAGAACUUUCAACUGAAGGAACGCAUUGAAAAGUUGGAGAUAGCUUCAACAGAUCAGUUGGAGAAAGCCCGUGCUAAUCAGUUGGCGAAAGCUCGUGCAAUCUUCAAGCGUUUGAAAGCAGAGAAGUCGGAGGCGAUUGCUAAGGGGGAGUCGAGACUGAAGGAGUAUGGGAACAAAAUGAAAGUGGAGAAGGAGAACCUUCAGUUGGCGAAAGCUCGUGCAAUCUUCAAGCGUUUGAAAGCAGAGAAGUCGGAGGCGAUUGCUAAGGGGGAGUCGAGACUGAAGGAGUAUGGGAACAAAAUGAAAGUGGAGGAGAACCUGCAGAAGCAGGGCAAUGACUUCCAGAAUAUGGAACGAGCAGUUAACCAACUGCAAAUGAAACUGGCACAAAGUGAGGAGAUUUACCUGGCGGAGGGAGAUGUCUAACUGCUGCCAUAUAUCUUGGUGUCGAGGACACAGGAUUGGUUAUACAUGCGACAUUAGUUGAUUUAAACGAUUAGGGGUCAGUAUUGGCGGCCCUGAACUGACCCCUAUAAUGGAGGACCAAAAGUUGUUAGUGGGAAAAGAAGAGCGCCUGGCGGUGCAGUCAAAGGUUAAGGGACCUGUUGACAGGGCUGGUAAGGCGAGUGAGAGGGCCAUCAUAGGUCGCUCCAGAUUAUUGGAGCAACUGGCCUAUGAUUAUGAUUUCUGUUUUACACAGAAGUGGCUUAUGCAUGGAACUGAGCCACCUGAUGUAAGCUUGUCUUGGUGGUUUAGUGCGCAUGCACUUAAUGAGAUGGUAGCGACGGUGUGAAGAGCGGUCGAUUGCAGUGACCGGUUGAAUAACACACCCAAUGGUGGUUCAGCCGUGAGAUGCAAUGAGUUUGUCGAGUAAUGUAAAUGUGGUAGGCUGUGUAGGUAGAAUCAGAAGUCUCAAUUUGGGGCCAAUUCUGGUUGUUCGUAGGGAAGGUGUUAAUGUCUGUAUCGGGUUAAGUUCCGAAAACCAGGCGUGGAGAAGUUCUCGUCUAUGCCUAAAGGAAAAGGCAAGGCGGAGGUGAUUGUGUGGAGAAUGCCAUUUUUAUCUGAUUAACAGGUAAAGGCAGAGCUCAGUUUGAUGGUUCACUCUAACCUAGUAAAGCUUAGGAGAGCGCGAUAGUUUCCGGUUUGGGAGUAGUAAGAAUGACAGGGCAGAAUUAUUUGCAUGUUCGAUUGAAUGGUUUCUAUAUUGUUGAGAGUUUGCAGUGAGUAUGAAGAGAUUGUAUGUUGAUGGAUUGCAACAACUUUUUGAAACAAAAGAAUCUGUCUAGAAUUACAAUAAUCUUUCAGUUACUUUGCACUAUAUUGCGUGUCGGAUAAUACAAUAUUAAAUACAAGAGUAAGUAUCCUAUGCAACCUUUCCUUUUCGAAAAGUACUCACAAGUUGAAAAGGCAAAGUAUGGUUUUAGAAAAACUGUCAAUUAUUAUGAUGUCCUUAAUGGUCGACCAUGAUUGCUGAGUGGUAAUUGGUGAAGACGUGAUUACACAUUUAGCUUUCAGAACAACUGUGAACCAUCCCUUAAAAAUUAUUGACGUAAGGUACUCACAAAUUGAAAGGCAAAGUAUGAUUUUAGAAAUACUGUCAAUUAUUAUGAUGUCCUUAAUAGUGGACCAUGAUUGCUGAGUGGUAACUGGUGAAGACGUUAUUACACAUUUAGCUUUCAGAACAACUGUGAACCAUCCCUUAACAAUAAUUAACGUCUAUAUUUGUUAAGUUGUGUAUGGUAAAUUGUAUGGAAUAUGGGUUGAAUUGUGCAGGUUGUCUAUCAUUAUUUAACAAGAGAUAUACGUAAUUGUUGGCACUAAAUGUCGACAUAGGAUGAAAUAAUGAUAUGAACCGGGAUUCAGAUGUGAAAUUGAUAAGUGUGUGCGAAUGCUUGAUGGGUAUAAAUGGGAUUACCUUAGUGACGGUUUUGGUAUUGAUGCUAUCCCAAACAAAACAGCAGAUUGGAUAGGGGUUGUUAGUUAUGUUAGGAGUACGUUGCAAGGCCGAGCAUAGCCUUGUCCGGUCGAAGUUAUACCGGAGUCUCGGCAGGCGGAGGGUGCUGAUUGUUCGGCUCUCCUCCGAGGUUGAGGACUCGGGUUGAAUGUUAGGCAGUGUGGAUGGCAAGGAGGUGAGGGUGACGUGGGAGUUGGCUCCAACCGGAGAGGACACCAGACUCAGUCUCUCAGAGAUGGAGGUGGAUAUUCCGGUUGGAGGAUGAGGUGGAGGUGAGAGAGAUGGCCGUAGUCCCAGAGUCUGGGAGGGUCAGGUUGGAGAAUGAGGUGAAUGUGAGAGAGAUGGCCGUAGUCCCAGAGUCUGGGAGGGUCAGGUUGGAGGAUUAUGUGGAGUUGAGAGAGAUGGCCGUAGUCCCAGAGUCUGGAAGGGACACGUUGGAGGAUGAGGUGGAGGUGAGAUAGAUGGCCGUAGUCCCAGAGUCUGGGAGGGUCAGGUUGGAGGAUUAGGUGGAGGUGAGCGAGAUGGCCGUAGUCCCAGAGUCUGGAAGGGUCAGGUUGGCGGAUAAGGUGGAGGUGAGAGAGAUGGCCGUAGUCCCAGAAUCUGGGAGGGUCCAGUUUGAGGAGGAUAUGAAGGUGGUGGGAAGAUGGUGUGGUCUGAGAGUGGGAAUGGCCUAGGAAUGCGGCGCCGUCCGCAUUGGGUUGUCACUUUCACUGGAGCCACACAUUGAGUAAUCGCUCAUGCGGACCCAGUGGGCUCGUACACCGGCAAGGGGGGAACUAUAGUGGUGAAUGGAUUGGUGAUGUUUUGACCAGAUUUCUGGUGGGUCAUAUGGGGGAAAGGAUAUGAGCUGUGUGGUGUAAUAUAUGGUGUAACCUGGGGACGGGCAGCUUAGUGGGUGGGAAUAAAUAAUUUUAAUAUUCUCCUGAUGACUUAAACGCCUUAGAUUUGGUUACGUAUUAAAAAAUUAUAGGGUUAAACCUUAGACGGGGAUUGGAAAGCUUAAUUGGGCUAGGGAGAGGGGCUUGUUAGAACGGGGAGGAGUGUGGUGGAGACCGGUUUGACUCGACCGUCCGGACCCCAAUUGCGGUGACUUCUGGGAAAUAGUCUUCAGUUCCGGUUCUGCUAUUCCUAGACGAUUCUGUUGUAUUACGUUCUCCUUGGAAAUCCAAGAUAUCCCGGGUGAUCCUCAGUGCAAGUGAUCCAAGCCAGCGACAAAGCGUACAGAAGGUGGCGCGUUCUCAGCAGAGUCUGUGUCGCUUAUGAAGAAAAGGGAAGUGGUUGAUCAACAUAAUCACAACGAGUUUUAAACGUGGAGCACGCAAAAAAUAAACAAUUGCCACAAAAUGUCACGUUCCCGGUGUGUCUUUAGACAACAGUCCUAAUGGGUUUGUCAAUCACCGUGUUUCCUGUCACUGAACAUUGAGAUGUUUCCAGGGUUGCUUGUGACAUAACUAAGUUGACCUGUAUCAGGUGACCGGGCUGUUUGGAAGACAAUUAGGUGGGUGAGAGUGACGGUAUUAUAGCUUUGCGUUUUGUGUGUUGCUGGAGUCUUUCUUUUGGGACGACAUGGCGUUUAUGUUCGGGGCUUCGGUUACUCGAUAGCAGUGUACGAUUCAUCGUGUGAGUCUGAUUGUACGUCAUGAAAAGACGUGAGUUCCAUUGGUGGCUCCGUGCUUUGUUUCGGUAGUUGCGUGUAAGCACUAAUGACAUAAUCUGCAUUGAUUUUCUGAAAACAUUGAUGAAUGCGUAAGGCAACGCCGGAGUUUCUGGAACCGCGUAUCACACUAUUCCAAUCAGGGAACAGGCUUUGUUUUCCAUGGUAAGAAUUGUAUUUUGCAAAUAAAUACGACAGCGAUGAACGUGUUACAUACUUACGAAGAACACAAUUUAACUAUGGUGUUUCGUUUGUAAGAAAAAUGUCGUCAUUACUUUUUAUCUCACCCAUGCCAUUCAAGGGUUACACAGAUUUAUUGUAUAUACAUGUAGAUAAAUAAAACAUUGACUAUAUUUUAAAUGAAUGCUAAACCUUUAAACAAAUUUCAUGGUAGUUGUACACAAUAUAAAAUUACGUGAUUAGCGUUGAGGUAACAGACGAACACAUUAUAAAUUACUUUAAUGGCUAGAUAUUCUGAGGUUGGUUCCAAUCCACAAGUGAAAUAUUUUUAUAAAUGUAUUGAACUCAUUAAUAGUGUGUUUUAAUAAUUGAUAUUUUUAUUUAAUUUCAUUGUGUUGGCAUUUUAAUUUGACAAAGUCAGAAUACGAACUCUUUCGUAUUUUUCCGUUUAUAAAUCCUAUUUUUAAUUUUCAACUGCAAUUUAGA
Molecule: messenger RNA, 4834 nt
Organism: Dreissena polymorpha
Lineage: Eukaryota; Metazoa; Mollusca; Bivalvia; Myida; Dreissenidae
Product: golgin subfamily A member 4-like
Exons: 2
Coding region: 3-986 (327 amino acids)
Source: RefSeq, a predicted model, not a curated record